This is a messenger RNA of Phyllotreta striolata, 906 nucleotides long. Lineage: Eukaryota; Metazoa; Arthropoda; Insecta; Coleoptera; Chrysomelidae. The record is from the annotation of a GenBank genome assembly.
AUGUCUGAAGACUCCUCAUCGUCGGAACUCAGUGAAAUUGAAAUUAAAUUACUGGAUUUAGCGAAAUCUAAUCCAGAUGGAAUAUCCAACGAUGACAUUAAGAAACAAAUACCCGACGUUCCUCUGACUGAAAUAACCGCAAUAAUCAACAAGUUUCUUAGAAAUGGCACGUUCGACUUGUUUAAAACCAAAGACAAUUUACUAUACAAAUACAAAGAUCCUUCGAAUAAAUCAACCGUUAAGGGAGCGGAUAGUGAAGAAAAGGUCGUUUACAAAAUAAUCGAAGAAGCAGGCAACAAAGGUAUAUGGAUAAGAGACAUUAGAUUUUCUUCUAAUUUAAACAUGACCCAAUUAAACAAAGUAUUAAAAAGCUUGGAAACCAAGAAGCUCGUGAAGGUCGUGAAAUCCGUAUCGGCGAGUAAAAAGAAAGUCUACAUGCUCUACGAUCUGGAACCGGACAGUUCCGUUACGGGCGGUGCUUGGUACCAAGAUCAAGACUUCGAGUCGGAAUUCGUCGAUGUUUUGAACCAACAAUGCCACAGGUACCUCGUCGAAAAGCUCGAGGAGGCCAUGAAGAAACCGGGCGGCCCUUUACUAGCUAGGAACAGAAGCUACGCUACGGCUAAUGACGUGCACAAGUUCAUAUCGGAGUUGGGCAUAAGUAAAGUAUCGUUGACGGUUGAUGAUAUCGAAAGUAUAUUGUAUACGGUGGUUUUGGACGAUAAAGCGGAGAGAAUUAAGGCGGCGAACGGUUCUAAUUUGUAUAAAGCGACCAAUAGGUUUCUGCCGUCGUCUGGUAUAGUUAAAAUAACCUGCGGGAUUUGUCCUAUUGCGAAUAGAUGCGCCAAUACCGGUUCGAUUAAUCCGAAAGCUUGUAGUUAUUUAAGCGAGUGGUUAAAUCAGUGA